Molecule: messenger RNA, 1470 nt
Organism: Sinocyclocheilus grahami
Lineage: Eukaryota; Metazoa; Chordata; Actinopteri; Cypriniformes; Cyprinidae
Product: pleiotropic regulator 1-like
Exons: 12
Coding region: 79-1287 (402 amino acids)
Biological process (GO): mRNA splicing, via spliceosome
Cellular component (GO): catalytic step 2 spliceosome; precatalytic spliceosome; Prp19 complex
Molecular function (GO): protein binding
Source: RefSeq, a predicted model, not a curated record
GCUAGUCCAGAUUAUUUGGUGACCGGAACUCAUCCGUAUCCAUCUGCUCCGGGGGUGGCCCUCACUGCAGAUACACAGAUGCAGAAGAUGCCCAGUGAAGCAGGUGUUCACUCCAUGGCUCUGGCUCUUCCUCCCGCUCAAGCAAGGCAGGAGGCCAGCCGAACUGCAGCCAGUGUGGCAGAAAUCCACAGACAUGCAGGAGCUGCAGAGAGAUCUCAUCCCCCGCUGCACGCGCUGUCUCUCAUGGAAGGAGGCACAAAGAGUUCUGCGCUGGUGCCAAGAAAGGCUCCUACCAUGCCCAAACCUCAGUGGCAUCCCCCAUGGAAACUGUACCGAGUCAUCAGUGGUCAUCUGGGCUGGGUCAGAUCUAUAGCAGUGGAGCCUGGAAACCAGUGGUUUGUGACUGGAUCAGCAGACAGGACUAUAAAGAUCUGGGAUCUUGCCAGCGGGAAGCUGAAGUUGUCUCUGACGGGUCACAUCAGCACGGUGAGAGGCGUCGCUGUCAGCACACGCAGCCCUUACCUCUUCUCCUGCGGCGAGGACAAGCAGGUUAAAUGCUGGGAUCUAGAGUAUAACAAGGUUAUUAGGCACUAUCACGGCCAUCUGAGCGCAGUCUACGACAUUGACCUCCAUCCUACCAUUGAUGUGCUGGUGACCUGCAGUCGAGACGCCUCCGCCAGAGUUUGGGACAUCAGGUCCAAGGCAAAUGUCCACACUCUUUCUGGACACACCAACACAGUGGCUACCGUCAAAUGUCAAAGUGCCGAGCCACAGGUGGUUACAGGAAGUCAUGACACCACCAUCAGACUCUGGGAUCUGGUCGCUGGCAAGACUAGAGCCACUCUGACCAAUCACAAGAAGUCUGUCAGAGCACUGGUGCUCCAUCCCAGACAGUACACCUUUGCCUCUGGCUCUCCAGACAACAUCAAGCAGUGGAAAUGUCCUGAUGGGAACUUCAUCCAAAAUCUUUCCGGACACAACGCCAUCAUCAACACGCUGGCUGUCAAUUCAGAUGGAGUUCUGGUGUCUGGAGCUGAUAACGGCACUAUUCACAUGUGGGACUGGAGGACUGGCUACAACUUCCAGAGGAUUCAUGCGGCGGUGCAGCCCGGUUCUCUAGACAGUGAGUCUGGGAUCUUUGCGUGCGUGUUCGAUCAGUCUGAGAGCCGCCUCAUAACAGCAGAGGCUGACAAAACCAUCAAGGUCUACAAAGAGGACGACACGGCUACUGAAGAAUCCCACCCGGUUAAUUGGAAACCUGAGAUUCUGAAGAGAAAAAGAUUUUAAUAUUUGCUGGGUUUUUUUCUGUUUUUGAAAACUUUCAUUUUGUUACAUUUUAGCCAGCUGAUUUCUAACAGUUUCUGCUUAAGACAUAAACGUAAACAGCACAUUCACAAUUUAAGUGAAGUCAGGAGACUUAAGAUCAGAUGAGACAUUUAGCUUUGUUCUACCCAUUUAAAAAAAAAAAAA